AACUUAAACCCUAAAUUACGUCUUUUAAAUAAAAGCGACGGCGCUGUAGUCUGUGGUAAACAUUAUGCUAACAGGCCUCGGGGCCUCGGGUUUUCCUGAGUAAAUGGACCAGCGCUACGAAGGAGAAACACUGCACUCACUCUAAACUUGACGUCAACGUAUAUGUGAGCAAAUAUGUGAUGCGUAGCAAAAAAAGGAGUCAGAUAAUUUUAAAGACUUAAUAUGGUUAAAGUUGUGCUUGUUAUUCGAUAUUGUAUUUAUAUCGCGAAUUGUUGUACUACAUAGUUACACUUAGUUUCUGGUUGGGUUUUUUUGGGGGCGAGCUUUUUUUCUUCUUCUUCUAAACAAUAGCUAAUUGUUACUUCAUUUUCAUUUACUACAGGGGGAAAUGUUUAACUUUUUUCCACUGCACAUGCACACGUAAGCUUUUCUGGUGAGUGAGAGGCAGAGAUAGUAUAUGUAUAUAGGAGAGCGCAAGAGCGGGACAUGUCCGGGCAUAUUCUUCUCAGUUCGUUCUAGAACCGCCCAUUAACUGACGUUACGCCUCCUCUUGGAGUUCGCGUGUUUCUACAGUUGCCCUGGAAAAAGUGAAGCGGAUGAGCUGCUUCUGCUGAAAGAUCUCCCCAAGAAAACUGGAAUAAUACAAAUCACAAUGUCAGCAGAAGGGCUACGCACUGACACUCAAGAUGAAGACAAACUGGUGAGACCAAAGUUGGAGUUUCACUCCCUGCUGCAGGAUGCAGGAGCCACCAAAGAUCUGCUCACGAUGAAGGAGGUGAUGUUUUACCUGGGUCAGUAUAUCAUCCAGAAGAAGCUUUAUGAUCAGAGUCAGCAGCACAUCGUCCACUGCGCCCAGGAUGAACUGGGCCGAGUGCUGGGCGUCGACAGCUUCUCUGUGAAAGAACCACGAGUUUUGUUUGCAAUGAUCACAAAAAACCUGGAGACUGUGAGAGAAGAUGUGCCAUCUAGUGUUGGAGAAGGACACAGCCAAAAUCAGACUAACACAGAGGAAGCCGAUUCAGAAAGUCGCUCUUCUUCGCCAGACAGGAGAAGACGGCGGAGGAGGAGGAGAAGGAGACACAGGAGCUGCAGAAGCAGUGAUGCAGGCCCCUCCCACAGUGUCCAGGAGGAGGAAAAUGAAGGAGAAACAGAGGAUGAAGAGGAGGAGGACGAUCGAAGGAAGAGGAGGAGGUCAGACAGCUACUCCUUGACCUUUGAUGAAAGCUUGUCCUGGUGUGUGAUUGGUGGACUGGGGAGAGUGCGGGAUUUACAGAGCAGCCAAUCAUCAGACACGCACAGCACGUCCGCACAGUCAGAGGUUACGAUCCCAGGCCCCGAGUCAGAUUGUGACAACUUCAGUGUGGAGUUUGAAGUGGAGUCCAUCGAUUCAGAUGAUUACAACGAGGAUGAUGCAUCGGUGUCAGCUGAUGAUCAGGUUUAUGAAGUUACCAUCUUUGAGGCCGAUGAUGAAGACGACUCCUUUGAUGAAGACACAGAGAUCACCGAAGCCGAUUACUGGAGGUGUGUAAAGUGCGACGAACUAAAUCCUCCUCUUCCCAGAAACUGUCUGCGCUGCUGGACUCUGAGGCGGGAUUGGCUGCCAGAAGAGUCCAGGGGUUUGGAUAACACCUCCCCUUACUGGCAUAAAGCCCUGCCCACAAAGCCAUCCAGCCAAUCAGCAGCCAAAGAAGCUGCAGAAGCUUAUGACGUGGAGGAACAUGAAGGAAUGGACGUUCCAGAUGGAAAAAGAGCAAAAACUCCUUCAUCACAGCACCUCUCAGACUCCAACCCCUCCUCAGCUCCCUGCUCCCAGGAUCUCCUCUGCUCCUCUCAGCCCUCCUCGUCCUCUUACUCCUCCUCCUUUGACUCCCAGGAGCUGCUCCAGUUGUCGAACACCACGUCGCCUCAGCCUUCAACUCCAGCCUCCAGCACCAGCGUUCCAGAGCUGGAGCGCAGCUCGUCAGCAGAAUGGCGACUCCCGGACUCCUGUCUGGACCCGUGUCUCAUCUGUCAGUCCAGGCCGAAGAACGGCUGCAUCGUCCACGGACGAACGGGUCACCUGAUGUCCUGCUACGUCUGCGCCAGGAAGCUAAAGAAGAGAAACAAGCUGUGCCCGGUCUGCAGGCUGCCCAUUCAGUCUGUGGUCCUCACCUACAUCAGCUGAGCACACUCUCACCUGUUGUACGUUCAGAUCUACCUCAGCUGAGACCCUUCCCCUCCACCACUGUUCUGGUCUGCGUUCUGUCCUCGCCUACCUCAGCUGAAAGGACACCUUUACCCCACGUCUGUUCUCACCAUUAGGUCUCUUCCACUUUAGGCACUUAAUGUCACGCAGGUUUAAGACACAGUUCAAGGCUUUUCACAAGACAAUGUUAUUUUUGUUUUAUUUUAGGGGAACUGAUUAGAAGUUAGAAAAUAAGGUUCGGUGUUUAUCGUCCUUAUCAGCUGAACCUUCUGUUCUGUUGAGUUUGAUCUAAGACUCCACCAUUUAAACCACCAAGUUAAAUCAAUUUUCUGUCACCACGACACAAUCUGGUCAAUAAAUAAAGGGCCAUUAAAAGUUUUCCAUGUUCACAAUUAUUUUUUUACACUUUAAUAAACAACCAAAUAAUUAAGAAAAGUGUAAAUAAUUGAAGGGUAUGUCAACUACUCUGUUAUACAAACCAAAUUUGAUUAAUAUUAAUAUAUUUUUAACUUUUCUCGUUAAUGUGCCAACAACAAACAUAAUUUUUUAUAGUAAACUCUAAACUGAUUAUCCGAUUUAUUGAUUUCUAGAAAUAAUAGUGUGCUUUCAUAUUAAUUUUAAAAAAUAUAUAUUUUUCAGAAAUUGUGACAGAAUUUAAUUUAUAACCUGACGUUUUCAUCACUAAAAAAACAAACUGCAAGAACAACUCCGCAUUUGAUAAUUCUAUUAAUUUUUAAAUUAAAUAAUGGAUUAGUUAAUCACAUUUUUUCUAAUCUCUGAAAUGUUUAUACUCUAUCAGAAAAAAACUAUUUACAAGGAAAUUUUUAUUCCAUUUUACUUCUAAGUCCAUCAGUGAUCUGAGUUCACGGAGACGCAGCACUUCCUGUGUCUGAAAUCGCCAAUUUCCCUCUCUGGACUUUAGUCUGUUCAUCUUCUAUCGGCUAAUGCUUUCUUUGAAAGUUUCUUGGAAAGAAAAUAUGAAGUGUGAGACUCGCAGAUUUAUUUAAAGCAAUAUUGAAAUUUUUAUUUGCCACAUUUCACUGACAUGUUAAAGUUCUAGUGCACUGACUUUUAUAUUGGUUAAUAUUUCCGAGUGCACUGGUGAAUUUUUUUCUGUUGUCGUGUAAUUAUUACAGAAUUAUUCUUUCCAGGAAACUUUGGAACAAUUGAAAUAUUUAUUUGUUUAUUUAAGAUGCUUCUGGAAUGUUAUUUAAACAGAACAUUUUCUAUGAGCUUUAUGAAUAACAAAAGAAUUCUAUUAGGAUCGUAAAUGUCCUGUCCAUAUUUUCUGUGAUUGAAUAAAGUCUGACUUGUUCUAUCACAA
Molecule: messenger RNA, 3509 nt
Organism: Cynoglossus semilaevis (tongue sole)
Lineage: Eukaryota; Metazoa; Chordata; Actinopteri; Pleuronectiformes; Cynoglossidae
Gene: mdm2
Product: MDM2 proto-oncogene
Exons: 13
Coding region: 653-2164 (503 amino acids)
Biological process (GO): regulation of gene expression; protein ubiquitination; regulation of cell cycle
Cellular component (GO): nucleus
Molecular function (GO): identical protein binding; ubiquitin protein ligase activity; p53 binding
Source: RefSeq, a predicted model, not a curated record